Molecule: messenger RNA, 1833 nt
Organism: Drosophila navojoa
Lineage: Eukaryota; Metazoa; Arthropoda; Insecta; Diptera; Drosophilidae
Source: RefSeq, a predicted model, not a curated record
UGGUGCCCAGUUAACAGAGCGCCGGAAUGUCAAUCAAAUAAACAAAAAGAAGCGGCGUGAAAAAAGCGAAAAACUGCAGAGAAAUCAAAUUCUGCAGCAAUCGCAAACUAAAUGUUGUAAAUAUAAAUUAAAUUUAAUUCUAAUCAAGUGGUAAACAAACAAAAAACGUCAAGCUGGAGACCCACUUUAUGGCCAAGAUGGGCAAGUGGAUGACCCCCGAAGAGGAGGCACGCCAAAAGUUCAUCAUGCGGGAACGAGAUCGGGAACGCAAGCGCAUCAAACGCAUGAAUCCCGAAUAUCGGCAAAUGGAACGGGAGCGAGAUCGAUUUCGCAAACAGACGCCAAGGCCCAGUGUAGUUAUCCCGAUUCAUAUUCUGAUGACACCCGAGGAGGAGGCGCGCCACAAGUUCAUCAUGCGCGAGCGAGAUCGAGAGCGAAAGCGCAUCAAGCGCCUGAAUCCCGAAUAUCGGCGUAUGGAGCGCGAGCGCGAUAGAUUUCGCAAGAAGGCACGACGUGCUAACUUGACGCCCGAGGAGGAGCUGCGCCAGAAAAUGAUACAGCGCGAAAGAGAUCGUGAACGGAAGCGCAUCAAACGCAUGAACCCCGAGUAUCGCCGGCUGGAGCAGGAGCGCGAUCGUGAUAGAAAGAAGGCGCGACGCGCCAAUGAGGCGUUCCGGCAGCUGGAGAAGCUACGUGAUAAGAUACGCAAGGAGCGCAAGAAGGGUCUCCUGGUGACUGAUCCCACACAACUGCCGCCCGAAUUCGCGGCCAUUAUACCGCCAGUGCCUGUUGAACCUGAGGUGAUCAUAUCGACGCCUCAGACCCAGCAACAACAACAGCAGCAGCAGCAGCAACAACAGCAGCAGCAUCAGCAGCAACAACAACAGCAGCAGCAGCAACCAUCCACACACCACCAGCAGCAGCAGCAGCAACAGCAGCAUCAGCUGGCAGCAGCUGCUGCAGCGGCGGCGCACCAGCAGCAGCAGCAGCAGCGACGCCGCAACAUGUCCCAUGUGCCAAGCGCGACGUCUGGCCUGACGCAGUUGGCGGCGCCAGCUGGCCAUGCCACGCCCACGCAUUUGCAGCAGCUGAACAAGCUGCAGCAGCUGUAUCCGCCGCCCAGCUUUGGGCAUCCCGCCCUGCCCAUUCCCGGCGUAACGCUGAUGCCCCAGCUCUGCCAUCCCAUACUGCACCAGAAUCUGGGCGCCUCACUGUACCCAGCGCCACCGAACGGCAUCAAGCAGGAGUACGGCUGCCAGGAUGUGAGUAGCUUAAGCGCUGCUGCCGCCGCAGCCGCAGCGACGAGCUCUGCCUCGGCAGUGGCUGCCGCCCAGGCGGCGGCGCUUGCCUCGCUGCGCGGCGGCCCCCAGCAGCAGUCUGACGACCCAGACAUGGCGCUGAAUCUGGAGCCAGAGAUUAUAUUGCAAACGCCACCCGAUGUCAAUCCCGCGCAGCAGCAGCAGCAGCAGCAUCACUUCAGUGCACACCAGCAACAGCAGCAGCAGCAGCAACACCAUCUGCAGCAGCAACAGCAGCAGCACUGCAACAUGUUUCAGCACAUGGCGCCGCAGGCGCAUAUGCAGCAUAUGCGAGCAGCUCCGUUGCCGCCUCCGCCCACAGUUUCGCUGCCCCCGCCGCCGCCGGCGACGUCAACGGCGUCGCAUCAACAACAGCCGCAGCCGCAGCCUCAACCACCACCGCCGCCGCCUCCGCAGCAACAGCAACAGUUGCAGCAGCAUGCGCAAUAAUAUGAGAUUAACGCACUCGCCUUUAGUUCUUAAGCUCAACUAGCCACAUACGCAUUUCACAGUUCAAGUUCAUGUUUAUUUUGUU